AUGCGGGUUUGCAUGCAGUUAACGCAUUCCAUGUUACGUACUGGGGCUUUCAGCAAGUGUGGACCUCUCUUGAAGAAACUUUCCGAUGACAUAAUCGUCCCAUGCUUGUCUACGAAAAAUUCUCAAGUUUACGUAUGGGCACUUGAAGCCUCUGGAUUACUCGCAACGCUUGAUGAAGCCUUGGCCAAAAGCGUUUUUAUAAAGGCUGAUGAAGGUUUUCAAAGCGACGAUGAAGAACUCCAAGUAAUGAUUUGUCCGUUUGGCAAGAUGGUAUUACACUUCAUCUCCCACAUUCCACAGAUAUCGGCCAUUGAUGUGUUAACGGAUCUGAUAGCUGUUUAUGGAUAUAAUGAAGUUGUUAGCUGGCGACGUGGAAGAGGAGAAGGAGAUGAAGAAACUGAGUCGACUCCGUUUUUUGUCGAUUUUCUUCUGGACAUUAUCAAAAGCAAGGUAUGCCACUUGUUUGAUCUCUUCAACCUCCUUUCCAACUAUCCGAGGACAUUCUGCUGCCUUCAUACUUCCCAACAUCGGUUAAUUGGCAAAUUAGGAGAACAGGAUAUUGCGCCCAAAAGAAAGUAUAAUCUUUGA
Molecule: messenger RNA, 588 nt
Organism: Cooperia oncophora
Lineage: Eukaryota; Metazoa; Nematoda; Chromadorea; Rhabditida; Trichostrongylidae
Source: the annotation of a GenBank genome assembly